GUGGGGCGUGGCCAAUUAUUCACUCCAAACUCGCACUUUUGAAAAGCACCCAGCGCUUAAAUUGUGAAUUUUCCUCAACUUUUUUUCUAGGUUAAUAAACAUCAACAUGAACCCCGAGAGAAAAGACUCCUGCAACUUUUAAUUCCAGCACAGGAAGCGUCGUUUGCUUAGACGCUACAAUGAGAUGGUCUGAAUGUAGGUUAUCAUCAUCAUCAGACGCACUGGAGCCCCCUCGAGCGCUCCCGAAAUUAAUGUCAGAAUGACGAAUAUGAUGAAGGGCUGCGCUGAAUAUUUCAUGUAUGACCCAUAUGAGGGGAAGGAGAGAGAGGUAGAGAUGCUGGAGACCGAGCUGUGCUGAUGCUGCCGACAGACUCACUGAGGAAGGGUCUUUUUUUUCCUUCCACGCGCGGAUUAUUACUGCUCUGCACCGCUUGAAGAUCCAGGGAAGCACCCGAGGAGAAUCGGAAGAAACCGAAGCCCAGACCCCGAAAAGUGCUGAUUCCGAAACACCACCCAAUCGGUCAGGGCGAUGAUGGUGCCCUCGGCCCAUGAGUUUCAUUGGCAGAGCCUGGCGAGUCUUUCCAGUGCACGCGUCUAUCACUCGUUGGCUGAUGUGGGUGGGCAGCUGUAUUUGGUUGGUGGUUGCGAUGCUUCGGGGCAGCCCACCAGCGCUCUGGAGCUGUACUCGCCCGAGGUGGACCGCUGGCUCAGUCUUCCUCCAAUGCCCACGCCGAGAGCCGGGGCUGCGGUGGCAGUUUUGGGGAAGCAGCUGCUGGUGGUCGGUGGGAUGGGGAAGGAACAGCGCCCUCUGAAGGCCGUGGAGGUUUACAACACAGAUGAAGGGAAAUGGAGGAAGAGGUGCUCGCUCAGAGAGGCGUCUAUGGGGGUUUCUGUCACCGUUAAAGACGGCAGAGCUCUGGCUGUUGGGGGAAUGGGACCAGACCUCCUGCCCAGGAGUGUGCUUCAGCAGUACGACCUUCGCAAGGACGUCUGGGCGCUCCUUCCAGCAAUGCCCACCCCGCGCUACGAUACCAGCAUCUGCCUACUGGGCUCCAAGAUCUACGUGGCAGGUGGACGUCAGUGUAAGCGUUUAGUCAAGGCGUUUGAAGUCUUCGACAUGGAAAACCGCACCUGGUCCUCUUUACCCAGCCUGCCUUGCAAAAGAUCUUAUUCUGGGGUCUUAUGGGACAGCGCUGGGUGUCUCUGCUGGUUAGGAGGACUCAGACAAGGAGGAAUACACCAAAGCUCAAAGUUUACAAAGAAUGUUAACAUCUUCGACACCAACAAAGGAGUUUGGCUGAAAUCAGAGGACACCGUACCCUUGAAGACAAAGCGGGCAGACUUUGCUGCAGCCAUAGUGCGAGGCAGAAUGAUCGUGGCGGGAGGUCUAGGCCAUCAGCCAUCAGUGCUGGACACUGUUGAAGCUUUUCAUCCCGAAAAAAGGAAAUGGGAAAGGCUGUCGCCCAUGGCCACGCCGCGCUGCUCUGCCUCCAGCAUCGUGAUCCGGGAUCGCCUGUUGGUAGUGGGAGGUGUCAAUCAAGUCCCAAGCUCCGCCCAUGAGAUUCUAUAUGUUAAAGAGGAAGAGAUUCUUUAACCACUGAACUACUUUAGGUUUACGCUGGGAGAAAAAAAAGGUGGCCUUCAAUGAUCUAGUAAAACAAAUGUUUAUACUAAAGGUGCGGUUACAAGUAACAUUGCUCAGAUAAAUUCAUCGAUUCCAGUAUGAUUCUACACAGGACAAAAAUGAAUUUAGACCCUGUCCACACAAACACGGGUAUUUAACCCUUGUGUAAUGUUCAAAUUAGGUAAAGUAAGACACUAAAGGUUUAUAUUUAUUCCACCUUUCCUAGACAUGAGUCACAAAGUGCUUUACAAUUAAAGAAAACCAGAAAAAGUACACAUAUAAAUUAAAGAAAACAUAAGUGAAGUUUAUUUAUAAACUAAUUUCAAGAGGAUCACAUGCUUGUGAUUGCUUGCGGCUGGUCCCGCA
Messenger RNA from Danio rerio (zebrafish), 1990 nucleotides. NCBI's taxonomy places the organism in Eukaryota, Metazoa, Chordata, Actinopteri, Cypriniformes, Danionidae. The record is from RefSeq and is a predicted model, not a curated record.